AAAUAUAUUACGGAUUCAUUUAAAAUCAUAGUGUCGAGCUGAAAUUGUAUCUGUGUUGUGUUCAUGGCGUUUAUUUGAAUAAAAAGCACGCGGAAGACCUGUGGGGUCCUGAGAAGUUCUCAGAGACGUCUUCUUCUCGUCGGACAUCUGUAGAGGACGAAACCAUCCUGAAUUUCUCAAUCAUUGUGGUCCUUCGUCUGAGGAUCACACAACCUGGUUGACGUCAGGUUCUCACGAAUGGAGCGACUCUGGUGCCGAUUCGAGCUCAUGAGGCCGGUUAGGAACCUUUGACAGAUCCACCAGAGAACGAGAAAGCGGGAUGGACGCCUUCAGAGAACGGUUGAGCGCAGAAAAGCCCGGACAUCCACCACAAGAGCAGCCUGAGCCCCCUCAGCUCAAGUUCACCGCAGAAGCUGCUGUCGCCCUCCUGCAGCGUUUUGGACUUGAGAAGGAGGACCUGGAGGAACUUGUGCUUUACCCCGAAGACCAGAUGACUCCGAUCAAGCUGGCCGAGAUCCUGAGGAAGAUUCGUGAAGAGAAGGACCAAAGAUCUGGUCUGGAGUCCUGCAGGAGUCUGCGUGAAGAUGAAGGUCCUGCUGGAAGGAUGAUUGGAUUCAACGAUGGAGGAACUUCUUCUUCGGUCGCCUCUCACAGUUCCAGCCUUAAAAGUGGAAAAUCGUUGCAGGAAUCAAAGACCUCAUCUGCUGAGAGACCAAAGCUGAAACCCAAACAAAGUCUCAAAUCCAAGGUCUCUAAAUCUGCUCCUCCGCCUCUGAAGAAGAAGAAGAAACCAGGAGCUCUGGAAACUGUCCAGACUGAUGGGAAGAACAGCAGCUGUAAAAGGUCCGGUAAAGCGUUAGCAGCUGCUAAACCUGUGACACCUGCAAAGAAACGUAAGCAGGAGGAUCAAGAACCAAGCGUCUCUGGACCUCCAACUAAACUAACAGCCGUCCAUGCAGCACCUUCUCACUCCAGCAGACAAUUCCCAACCGAGGUUCUCCGGAGUCUGCCCACGCCAGCCAUGAUUCAGGACUACGCUGCAGAAACGCCCAGGGUGUUUCCUCAUUCCUGCUGUCUGUGCAGCAAAGACUCUGCGGAUAUGAUGGACUGGUUCUUCCAUCAGACCAGCAGCCUUCACCUCCUGAACUGCACGCUGCUGCGGAAGCGGUUCCCAGACUGGGACGGCGAGGUGAGGUCCAUCCGGAGAGAGGCGUCACAUUGGCGGCAGCCUCACGCUUCGUGGCGCCCUCAGGAAAAACGCCGGCGGAGCUGGGACGGUCCCUCCCGGAGUCCUCCAGAUUUGCCUCCCAGCAGGUCCCGCUCUCGCAGCCCUCACCGCCAACGUGGAAGCAGCGCUCAGCAGGACAGGAGAGGCCGCCGCUCACCCGGCCUCCACCGCCGCCGAGACUCCAGGGAGAGGAGGUCCCGGUCUCCCUCCGGGUCUCCACACCGCAAGUCCAGCUCUGCGGACAGAGGGAACCCGUCCAGACGGGGAGACGUGACGCCCGGAGCUCCUCCAUCUCCCAGGAGGAGCCGUGGAAGGAGCUCCUCUACGGUAACCCCCCUGAGCAACGCAGAGAGGGUGGCGAAGAGGAUGCUGAAAAACUCAGCCGUCCAGGUUCUGUCCAGGCAGUCGGAUGUGCAGACAGCAGUCAGAACUUUAGCUCCCGUCCUGCUGGCCGAACUGGCCAAGAUGGCGUCCCCGUCCUCGCCGUGCGAGGCAGAAACACUGGAGCUGGCUAAGAAGGUGGCCAAGAAGCUGUCCAAAGAGAAGCCCGUCCUAAAAAAAAGCAAAAGGGUCACGGCUGGAAGUGUAAAGAGUGCAGCUUCCAAGAAGCUUCAGUCCAAAGUCUCAGUGGACAAGAAGAAAGCUCUGAAGAAAAAAGCCGCUGUGAAAGUCAAAGCCGUCCGGCCCAAGCAGACCAGAACAAAGAACCCAGGAGGAACACAGCCGAUCCAGAAGAAACCUGGGGAACCGGUGAAGGAGCUGGUGUCGGCCGGCUGUGUUUCCGCGGCCGCUGUCACGUCAUCGACAGUCGGAGAGCGUCUGGAAGAGAACCUGACUCUGACACAUUUCCAUUGCUUCGACAUCCUCGAGCUGAUGGAGAACAGUUCAAAGAAAACCAAGCAGCUGCUGAACAUAAAGCAGAUGCUCAUAACCAACCUGCCCCAGUAUCACGACGGCUGCUACACCCAGGGAGAGCUGGCCAAGGUGCUCUGCCCCUUUGGGUUCGAACUCGGGGAGGACAACAUCUACGUCAUUCCUCAGACACAAACAGCUGUGGUCCAGAUGGUGGAUUCUGCAGACCUUCAGAGAGCCGUGGGCGCCUCUGCUGAAGGGGUCUUCUUCAAAGAGUCCCGGCUUGGUUUCGCAGCUUUAUCGACUAAGAUCAGCAUGCAGCCGUUUGGCUUUUAUAAAGAUCUGAUGAAAAAGAUGUCUUUUAAGGUGACGGAUGACGGAACGAGCACCGUCUUCAUCCAGGACAUCUCCCCAUGUGAAGUCAGGAAGCUCCGGGACGCUUUGAGGAAAAUCGGCUCUGUCAAGAACUUUCUGCCUUUGCUUAACAAGGUCUUCGUGGAGUUCGAGUCCACCCUAGAUGUCGACCGGCUCGGAGUUUGGUUCGGCCUCCUGAAACGAGGCUUCGGCUGCAGGGUGUACAGGUUGAAAACCCCCACGAGCUCUUCAACGGCGCUGCCUCCGAGACUCCCGGCGAAGGCCUUACCCGACAACAGAGACAUCGUCAACGGAGUGAUCGUCCUCGUCACCAAGUGUGACGUUCCAGAGGGCAGCACCUCGCCGUUUUGGAUCCCCAUGACAACCGUUCCUUAUUUGUUCCCAACGGCGUCUGCCUGGUUCAUCAUUCCAAAUUACGUCACGGUGAAGGCAACGCCGGACAUCCAGACCGCCGGCCCGAUAGGCUCCAAGUUCUGCACCGUCAUGCUGACUGGUCUACCAGAAGGAAACUACACGUUCACAGAUAUCACCAAGCGGGUGUCUCCUUAUUUCCCCAAAGAAGAUGAUUCCGUUCUCUCCUCCAGGGUGGUCGUCCUGCCACUGCAGAGAAGGGCGUUUAUCUUCUUUAACAACUGGAACAUGUGCUCCACGUUUGCUGAAGACUGCCUCCGGAGUCCGGUUACGGUCAGAGGCUGCCAUCUGAACAUCCACUUUGUGCUGGAGGACAUGCAUCUCCAUUCCAGUGAGGUGGUCAUGUACAGAAAUCUGAUGAAAUGGAGCAACGGUUAUCUUCCUCAACGUGAAUGUUUGGAGGAGCGACUGCUGCUGGUAGAAAUCUUCCAGACGUCUGUGUUGCUCAUCGAGAUGGUCGUGAACGUCGUGGCAUCGAUCGCUCCCUUCGUCAGCUUCCUGCCGCUCGCCAACACCAUCUACAUCGAGAUGGCUGAACCCAGAGGAGUGAAGGAGGUGGUGAACAAUUCUUCCCUGAGGUCUCGGUUCACAGAAGAUGUUUGGAUGAAGAUCCGAUACAUUCGACCGUUCAGUGUUAAAGUCCUCAGUGAGAACUUGCAGGACUGCCAGCAGGAGACAGGAACCCAUCCCACCUGUACACCUCUUCAAACCAGUUCCUCUGAACCGGCCCCCUCUGUCGGUUUCAAACCGACAACUUCAGCUGCAGCGACUCAAAGCCUGAGGGAGACUUCUGCCGACUCCGUCUCUGACUCCCCUUCCCCACUUGGCCCCUCAGCAGCUCCUCUGCCGACGCACGACCGUAUGGCUCAAGAAGGGCGGGUUGAGAUGGAAACGUCAGAUCUCCAUAGCAACCAGGACGGUAGCGAGGAGGCCAGGUCACCUGGACCAGAGCGCGGAGAGAGCAGAAACCAAAUCCUGAUGGAGACCAGAGCGAUCCAGGUGGAUUCAAAAGAUGAAUCGCCCACCAAGAGGCCUUCCAGAGUCCAAGCUGGAACCGUUCAGGAAGAGGAAGACGCUCAUCUGAAGUCUGAUCCUUUGAAGGAUCAACCACCUGCUGCAGAGACUCAGUCGGUGCGAUGUGGUCAUGUGACCGUGGAAAUGCUUCCUGAAGAGGAGAAUCCUCCAAACCAGCAGCAGGAGGAGAAGGUUGGAGGAUACCAGACGGGAGCCGAGGACGAAGCUCCAACCAAAGAGGCUGAAGGACUCGAAAGUGCUUCUCUGACCAGUUCUGCCUCCGACGGGAGGGAGGAAGCGGUCAUGGAGCCAGAUGAGGGAGCUUCAGAGGAGCCAGCCCAGAAACUCAAGGAGGAGCCGAUAAAAGAGGAGGAUCCUGCUGGAGGAACGUCUCCUGGGCUGCAUCACGUGAAGGUUGAGAGUCUAGAUGGGUCAGACGAUCGUGUCGAGGAGGCCUGUGAGGAUCCUUCAAGGUCAGAGCGAGCUGGUCCAGAAGAAAGGCCCACCGCCGGAGAGCAGCCAGCAGCAGGGGUCAUUGGAGACCCUCCAGCAGCAGCAGGGGUCAUUGGAGACCCUCCAGCAGCAGCAGGGGUCAGAGGAGACCCUCCAGCAGCAGCAGGGGUCAUUGGAGACCCUCCAGCAGCAGCAGGGGUCAGAGGAGACCCUCCAGCAGCAGCAGGGGUCAGAGGAGACCCUCCAGCAGCAGCAGGGCUCAGAGGAGACCCUCCAGCAGCAGCAGGGGUCAGAGGAGACCCUCAGACACUGCAGGAACCUCAGCGGUUUGAGGUCGAUUUGGCUGCACGUGAAGACGACCGCCUGAACGUCUCAAGACCAACCAAACGCAAACUGGGAGACGACACAGAGGAAACGUUGAAGCCAGACGAGAUGGGAAGAACUCCAGAAGACCUGCAGAAACCAGCAGCAAACAGACCCAGAGGCCGACCCAGGAAGAAGAUGGGAGUGGCUAACGUGAGGAAGUCUCCAAAAGGAAAACCCGAGAGUCCAGGAGCGGAGAGGAGAGAGGAGGACGGGAAAACAUCUGCUGGCCCAGAAGCCUUCACUCCAGAGAUCCAAAAAAGAGCAAAGGAUGCUGGGAAUCGGCCCACGAAAGAAAAAGACGAAGAAGUUACAGUUUCCAGACCACAAGCGAGACGACUCGUUCAUCUGGAAGGAACUCAAACUCGGUCUGGACGCGUCCCCGCCCGCUCCAUACUCCAGCCGUUCAACCCGAACCGCUCCUACGGUCAGGAGUUCACCGUCCCCACCAAAGCGUUUUACUGUAACCUCUGCUCGGUUUUCUACAUGAGAGAGACGGCGGAGGACGACCUACACUGCUGCAGCAAGCUGCACUACGACAAGCUGCGGGAAUACUUCCAGAAGAGAGCACAGCUGAGAAAAUGUUCCAGGAAGUUGAGGUGAAUCUUCAGCCUGCCCUGAUUGGUCAGCUUUAAGCUCCGCCCACCACAGUAUUUGAAAUCUUCAAAUUUCAACGGAGAAAGUUUUACAUUUGUGUGCUUUUCUUGUUUUUGUAUUUUUAGUAAAAAAAAAACGAAUAAAAGAUUUUUCAUUGAACUA
This is a messenger RNA of Oryzias latipes (Japanese medaka), 5455 nucleotides long. The record is from RefSeq and is a predicted model, not a curated record. NCBI's taxonomy places the organism in Eukaryota, Metazoa, Chordata, Actinopteri, Beloniformes, Adrianichthyidae.